AUUUAAAGAAAAGCUUGUGAACCAAAGAACUUUCCAACCCUUAAAUUCUCCUCAAAACCAAGUAAAAAUUCAGUAUCUUUCACCCAGAAAAUUACUACAAAGUUCAAUGACACGACCAUUUGAGUUAACAUUGCAGCAAUGGGCUCCUCCGACAAGCCAUAAUAGCCAUUGAUGCAUUGUCUAAAAUUGGGUCCAAGGUAAGCACCCACGCGUAUAGCAAUUUGCUUCAAACUUGCAUAGAUGUUGAUUCUAUUGAAGUGGGUCGUGAGCUCCAUGUUCGUAUGUGUUUAUACGAAGCUAACAAGCAUAUAUGCGAAAUGUGGAUUUUGAUGCACAUAAGGUGUUUGAUGAAUUGCUUGAGAGGAUUUGUUCACUUGGUCGGCAUUGAUAGGUGCAUAUUCGAUGUGGGAUGAGUUGUUGUAUGAAUAAUUCGUUCAUAACACAUUUGGAGAGGUGCACCAUCUAUUUACAGUUAAGGGAAUAAAUUUGAUUAGAACAUAUUGAAUUUGAAGUAUUUGAUUCAUGGGACUGAUUCUUUUUCUGUUUUCCUUUUCUUUUUUCUCUGUGUUUACUAAUAAUUCUUUUUCUUCAUUGAUAUAAUUCAUAUAGAUUCUUAAUUGUGGUUAGUCGAGCAUGUAGACAUACAUGCCUGUCUGGGUGCAUAGUUUACUGUUUCUUGCAGAUGUCUAAUGACAUUACACAUUCAGCUUGAAACGAUUCUUGGUCUGGUAUUUUGAUGAAGUGAUACGAAAUAAGGUGUCUUAAUCAUGUCAUGAAUGAUUUAGUUUUAAGAAGGUUUUAUUGUAUUUUUUAAGUUUUAGAGAUAAUAUAUUACAAUUCGUUAGUGGUCGUUGUGGUUUGAUGGCCAUGAAAGUUACAACAUUUCAGCUAAUCAUAGGUUAUUAUAAAGUUUAUUUUCAAAGCUAUAAAUAGUCAUUUAUGUUAUUGUUUUAGUAUAAAGAUUUUGGAUAAUAUAAUGAACGUUGUAUAUUAUGCUUCGUCAGCCAUGAGCUUGUUCCUUUAUCUUUCUUGUGUUUAGAUCUGCAUACUAGAUUCAUUCAAGUAGUCUUGAUCAAGCUAUCUUGUAGAGUGAUUCGAAUCACGAGUUUAGAAAUGAGUUUUCUUUACUUUUGAUCUUGAUCAUCAAGGUAAUAUGUUUCCUAUUCGAAUCCGUUUACUUUUGAUUUUGAUCUUGAUCAAGCUACCUCCUUAGCUUAGCUGAUGCUCACCCGAGACUGAUAUGUCUAGUCCAUCUUGAUUUAUAUUUGCCUUUGGUUAUCAGAAAUCUUCUUAAAGAUGGGUUUAAUAAUAGUUCGGUUAUGUUCCUUUACGAGUGAACAUACUAUUAUUGAUUGUCAAGCAUCUUCUUACUUGUCGGGUAUCAUUUUCUGCAGAGUCCAUGAUAGUUACGCACAUAUGAAGAAAGCUUGUGCAUCUAAACCGAAUUGGAGGUCCAAGAGGAUAUGGGCCAAUGUGGCAUCCUUCUCGGAGAGCGAGGAGGGGUUGAUAUGUAGGGACAAAUCAAGAUGGAGAUUUCUUGGGAAUUCAUGUCAGAGUUAUGACGAUUCUCAAAAGAUCAAGCCAGUCUCGGCUGGACCCUUUGGAGGACCAGGUGGGAACAAGUGGGAUGAUGGGGUUUUUUCGAGUAUCAGGCAGUUGGUAAUUUCUCAUGGAGCUGGUAUCGACUCCAUUAAGAUUCAAUAUGAUGUGAAGGGAACGCCAAUUUGGUCUGAUAGACAUGGAGGAAAUGGUGGCACUAAAACAGACACGGUGAAACUUGACUUCCCGGACGAGUACUUGACGAUGAUCCGAGGACACUACGGUAGCUUUGUGUCAUAUGACCAAAUUUUCGUUCAAUCCCUGACAUUUAUGAGCAACAAAAGGAAGUAUGGACCUUAUGGGGUCGAACUCGGAAGAGUUUUCUCAUUCCCAACGACCGAGGGCAAGCUUGUCGGGUUCCAUGGCAGGAGUGGAUUGUACUUGGAUGCCAUUGGAGUUUACCUGAAGCCUAUGCCAAUACAAACGCCAUCUAAAGCAAUUAUUCAAUCACAGAGUUAUGUUGCUUCUAAGACAGAAAGUGAAGGCUAUUCAAUUAUACAAGGAAGUGUUGGCCAAAAUUAUGAUAUUGUUCUUGCUGUAAAGCAGAAGGAUGAACUCAAAAAGCCCCUUCCAUCAAGCUCCUCAAGCUCAGAAUCAAGUGAUGAUGAAUCCAUAACCAAGAGGCCUGUUAAGAAAGGACCUUCUAAAGCUGAAAAUGUUGUGCCAUGUGGACCCUGGGGUGGCUCAGGAGGAACUGCAUUUGAUGAUGGAUGUUACACUGGCGUUAGACAAAUUAAUAUAUCGCGCAAUGUCGGGAUCGUAUACAUAAGAGCUCUGUAUGCUUGCGAUGAGGAAUCGAUAUGGGGAAGCCGGGCCGGUGGAAAUGUAGGAUUCAAACAUGACAAGGUUAUCUUCGACUAUCCAUACGAAAUCUUGACUCAUGUGACUGGACACUAUGGUCCUGUAAUGUACAUGGGACCUAACGUUAUCAAGUCACUUACAUUCCAUACUACAAAAGCUAAGUACGGACCAUUUGGGGAGGCACAAGGAACCCCUUUCAGUACCAACGUCAAGGAGGGGAAGAUUGUUGGAUUUCAUGGCAGGAAAGGUCUGUUCCUCGAUGCACUCGGUGUGCACAUAGUAGAAGGAAAGGUGACCCCGGCGUCUCGUCCUCCGUCCAGUGAUAUCGUUCCUGCUACACAACCACUUCUCGAAAACGAGAGCGCCCAUUGGACUAAGAAACUUGCUCCUUCAAACGGAAGACCACUUGAAGAGAUGGCUCGUGUAGUAAAAGAACCAGCUCCCUGUGGACCGGGACCGUGGGGCGGGGAUGGAGGGAAACCGUGGGACGACGGAGUGUUUUCUGGCAUUAAACAAAUAUACUUGACCAAAUCUCUUGAAGCUUUUUGUUCAAUCCAAAUUGAAUAUGAUCGAAACAAGCAAUCAGUUUGGUCAGUUAAGCAUGGAGGAAACGGUGGAACGACCGUGCAUCGGGUAAAACUAGAUUAUCCGCAUGAAGUGUUGACUUGUAUCUCGGGAUAUUACGGUUAUGUCGGUAAAGAUGAACGACAACAAGUUAUAAAGUCGCUUACUUUACACACAAGUAGGGGGAAGUUCGGACCGUUCGGGGAGGAGAUAGGAACCUUUUUCACGUCGACGAUAACCGAGGGGAAGGUGGUUGGCUUCCAUGGGAGGAGCAGCUUGUACUUGGACGCCAUUGGAGUUCACAUGCAGCACUGGCUAGGUAGCCAAAGAUCAUCCAAGUCGUCCAUGUUUAAACUGUUCUGAUAUGAAACUAAAGAACUAAUAAAGCUUGAAUGGAGCAAUAUGGUUCCAUUAAUAAUCUAUUCUGAAUGUUUGGCUUAGUCAAAGGAAGCCUCAGUUUGAUAUUAUUAGUAAAAUGUAAUAAAAAGUACUAUAAAACAGGACGGAAAUGAGUCGUUCCUAGCUCGAGUUUUGGAUAAGCUUCUUCCAAUCAUGUUUGGUAAUAGAACAAGACAGGACGUUUUUUUA
Messenger RNA from Cucurbita pepo subsp. pepo (vegetable marrow), 3552 nucleotides. NCBI's taxonomy places the organism in Eukaryota, Viridiplantae, Streptophyta, Magnoliopsida, Cucurbitales, Cucurbitaceae. The record is from RefSeq and is a predicted model, not a curated record.